This is a messenger RNA of Geodia barretti, 1530 nucleotides long. NCBI's taxonomy places the organism in Eukaryota, Metazoa, Porifera, Demospongiae, Tetractinellida, Geodiidae. The record is from the annotation of a GenBank genome assembly.
AUGAUGGAAGAGGCGCCUGACACCGGUCCUAAGUUCGGCGGGAUAUUCCGCUGGACGCCGCAGGCAUCGGUGGCGAACCUGGACCCCACCCGGCAGACAUCUUUCGUUACUCACUCGAUUGUUUACCAGUGGUACGACUAUCCGUUCGGCUGGAAUCUGGACAGGGUUGCUCAGGAACAGAUGGUGGAUACGUGGUCGGUCAACGAUGAGGCGACCGAGUACACUUUCUCACUUCGUGAGGGGUUGGAGUUUCAUGACGGCAACCCCGUAACGAGCGAGGAUGUAACGGCGUCGAUCCUGCGCUGGAAGACUACACCCGGCCUUCCGGGGACGAUGUGGGACCUUGCGGAACAGCCAACUGUCGAGGCUGUGGACGAGCUUACAUUCAAGCUCAAUCCGGGCAAGCCAUUCGGUUUGUGGAUUCCUUUCUGGGUAUCACUGCCCACCUAUGUGAUGCCGAAGGAAGUUGUGGAACCUCUGGCAAUCUCGGACAUUAUGACGGACUACACCGGUUCGGGACCGUUCAAGUAUGUUGAGUGGAUUCCCGGAAACCGCGUUGUGAUGGACAAGAAUGAAAACUACAACCCGCGCUCGGACGAACCUAAUGGCGACGCAGGCGCGCGGAUAGCGUAUGUUGACCGUGUGAUCAACCUAGAAGUGCCGGACGCGGCGACGAAACUUGCUGCGCUCCAGACGAAGCAGACCGACUUUGCCGAGGGCCUGCCGAACGACUUCUACGACACAAUUGUGAAUUCGCCGGGCAUCAAGGCGGUGGUUAUUCCCCAGUGGGCGAGGCCUCAACUUGGAACCAAUAAGCGCAACCCGCCGCUGACUAGUCCAAAAGCGCGCCUCGCCAUUCAGGCGGCAACCGACCCUGAGAAGUACCUCAGCGCCGCUUAUGGCGGGCCCGACCUUUGGGACCUCGGGCCGUGCCUCUGGGCGUGCGGCGCACAAUGGGGCAGCGAUAUCGGCGCGGAGCAGUACUACGAGGUUGACCUAGAAAAGGCGCGCGCAUUGUGGCAGGAAGCAGUCGAGGAGACCGGCUUCUCCGGAAAAAUGGUGCUACUGACGAAUACGGACUACUCGGACUUCUACGCAUCUGCCCUGAUUACCAAGGAGAUUCUGGAAUCGCUGGGGGCUGAAGUCGAUUUCCAGGUCAGCGACUGGGCGACCGUCAUAUCCCGCAAGGAAUCGGCAAACGCACGAGACACGGUGGAAGAGGGCGACUGGCACUUCUACCACACCUGGGGCGGACCGCUUGAUCCCAUCACAGACUCUGCCAUCGGGCAGACGUGGAACGGCGGCUAUCACAACGAGCGCAUAAUCGAGCUGAGGGACGAGUUCCUGAAUUCCACCUCACUUGAAGAAGCCAAGGCAAUCACCGAGGAGAUUCAGCGGAUUUACUUCGAGGAAGACCCGGCGACGAUCAUGUACGGCUGGUUCAAGUUCGUGGUUGCGAUGCAAGAAGAUGUGCAGGGCUAUGUGCCGCACAAGCGCAUCCUGAUGCAGGGCUUGUGGCUGGACAGGUAG